Molecule: messenger RNA, 1443 nt
Organism: Sinocyclocheilus grahami
Lineage: Eukaryota; Metazoa; Chordata; Actinopteri; Cypriniformes; Cyprinidae
Product: inositol monophosphatase 1-like
Exons: 11
Coding region: 66-914 (282 amino acids)
Biological process (GO): inositol metabolic process; phosphatidylinositol phosphate biosynthetic process; signal transduction
Molecular function (GO): inositol monophosphate 1-phosphatase activity
Source: RefSeq, a predicted model, not a curated record
CAACAAUAUGACCGCUCGUCUUCAUUUCGCCGGUCGUCGAAAGGGGGUCCUUACGUAAAGGCACAAUGCCUGACCUUUGGCAGGAUGCCAUGGACCAUGCCGUGACUUUGGCCAGGAAAGCCGGAGAGAUCGUGAGGGAUGCUUUGCAGAAUGACCUGAAGAUCAUGUGCAAAAGCUCUUCUGUCGACCUGGUCACUAAAACAGACCAGAAUGUGGAGCAACUUAUUAUUACAUCAGUGAAGGAGAAGUUUCCUGGACACAGUUUCAUUGGUGAAGAGUCAGUGGCUGCAGGAGAACCUUGUGUUUUGACUGAAAACCCAACAUGGAUUGUUGACCCUGUGGAUGGGACCACUAACUUUGUGCAUGGAUAUCCAUUUGUUGCUAUAUCCAUUGGCUUUGCUGUCAACAAAAUGUUAGAGUUUGGUGUGGUUUAUAGCUGCAUAGAAGACAAGAUGUACACGGCUCGAAAAGGGAAGGGUGCAUUUUGCAACGGACAGCCGCUGCAAGUGUCGGACCAAAAAGAGAUUAACCAGUCAAUCAUCGCUACAGAGUUUGGCUCUAAUAGAGAUCCUGAUGCUGUUGACAAGAUUUUCUCUAGCAUGAGGAAAAUCUUAUGCCUGCCAGUUCACGGNAUACGUGGUGUUGGAUCUGCUGCCAUUAACAUGUGCUUGGUAGCAUCUGGUUGUGUCGAGGCCUAUUAUGAGAUUGGGAUCCACUGUUGGGAUGUGGCAGCUGCAGCAGUCAUAGUCUCAGAAGCAGGAGGAGUUCUCAUGGAUGUCGAAGGUGGACCGAUGGAUCUGAUGUCUAGAAGAGUUUUGGCAGCUAAUAACAACAUAAUUGCAGAAAGAAUCAUUAAAGAGAUUGAGGCAUUUUCAGCUGUUAGAGAUGAUGAACCCGUAGACCCUAUCAAAUAAACCUUGUUUUAAAGAAAAGCCCCUGUGCUAUAGAAGUCUGGUACAUUACAUUUGAAAUAAUGUAUCAAUAUUUAAUUUCUCUGCCAUCUUUUAUAUUGUGUAAAUGAUUUUUGUCUCCCGAUAUUGAACAAUGUAUUAUAAUAAUGUUUAAAGCUAUGUGCAAACGGUAAAAACAAACAUUUUCCCGCGUUGAGCUACUGAAAGUCAAUGUUCAUUCAUUCAACUGUAAGGUUUUUUUAUUAGUAACAUACAAAAGUUCAAUAAACAAUAAGUUAAUAAUGAGUAACUUACCUCUGAGACACAAUAUUUGUCCAUUUUUACUCCCUCGAAGGAAAUAAUUUCAAACAAUGCCAACUUUUCUAUAGAAACUAACCGAAGCUUGCUCGUAAACUCUCUAGAUAACGUCAUACGCAAAUUAGCAUAAUUGCGGCGUCAUUACGUUACGUUACAGCCUAGUAUCAGUUCUUUACAUUUGUCCAGUAGCCUCUCACUGCAGAACACAAGAUCCAGGGGGCGUGGUUAGAGCCAC